Molecule: messenger RNA, 522 nt
Organism: Cylicostephanus goldi
Lineage: Eukaryota; Metazoa; Nematoda; Chromadorea; Rhabditida; Strongylidae
Source: the annotation of a GenBank genome assembly
AUGCAUGUUAAAGUAUGCAUGACCUGUUUGCAGAAGUAUUCAUUGCCGGCUGUGGAACAUCCACAGCGGGAAUCUCUCGCUUUCCGUAGUAUAUCAGCUGACACUCUAGCAUCUGAAAUUCGAAGACUUGGUCCCGAAGAAUUUGAGCGUCGUUAUACACUAGUCGAUUGCAGAUACCCUUACGAAUACGAGGGAGGACACGAGUCUCUUCAGUGUGCUGUGAACGUCCAUAACCAAGAUGAAUUAGAGAAGAUUUUCUUCCCGGAAGAUCCGAAUCAUCCAAUCCGCAAGCGCAUACCCAUUUUCUAUUGCGAAUUCAGUCAGAAACGAGGACCAGGGAUGGCACUAGCACUGCGCAACAUCGAUCGGAUGCGCAACGAAUUUCAGUACCCUAAAGUGGACUAUGCUGAGAUGUAUCUACUUGAUCACGGCUAUCGACAAUUCUGGAAUGAUGGACGCUACAAGGUUGUGUAUUUGCUUGAUUGCCUCAUUGGAAGACAAAAAUCGGUGCUAUAUCUGUGA